CACAUACAUGCACACACAUGACAUGCACAUAUGCACAUACAUGCAUACACGCUCACACUUGCACACACACAUACAGUAGUCUCUUGGUAUCUGUAGGAAACCCCCUGUGGACACUAAAACCCGAGGAUGCUCAAGUCCCUUAGAUACAAUGACACAGUAUUUGCAUACAACCUAUGCACAUCCUCCCAUAUACUUUAAAUCAUCCCUAGAGUACUUGCAGUACCUGAUACAAUGUAAACGCCAUGUAAAUAGUUGUUAUACAGUGUACAGACGCAGCCAUCCUUUUCUUCCCCAAUUAUUUUCGACUGGAGAUUGGUUGAAUUGAUGGUUAUGGAACCCGCGGAUACCAAGGGCCAACUGUACACUUUACACACGUAUGCACAUGCACACAUAGUCUCUCUCACACACAAAGGGCCUACUGUACACUUUACACAUGUAUGCACAUGCACACAUACACACACACACAGUCACACACACACACAUACCAAGGGUCAACUGUACACUUUACACACGUAUGCACAUGCACACACACACAGUCUCUCACACACGGGCCUACUGUACACUUUACACAUGUACGCACAUGCACACAUACACAGUCUCACACACCCCAAGGGCCAACUGUACACUUUACACACGUAUGCACAUGUACACACAGUCUCACACACACACAAGGGCCUACUGUACACUUUACACACGUAUGCACAUGCACACGCAGUCUCACACACACACACGGGCCCACUGUACACUUUACACACGUAUGCACAUGCACACACAGUCUCUCACACACACGGGCCUACUGUACACUUUACACAUGUACGCACAUGCACACAUACACAGUCUCACCCCAAGGGCCAACUGUACACUUUACACACGUAUGCACAUGUACACAGAGUCUCACACACACACAAGGGCCUACUGUACACUUUACACACGUAUGCACAUGCACACAUACACAGUCUCACACACACCCCAAGGGCCAACUGUACACUGUACACACAUGCACAUGCACACACACAGUCUCACACACACACCAAGGGCCUACUGUAUACACACGUAUGCACAUGCACACGCAGUCUCACAUCACACACACAGACACCCGCAUUUUCUCUCUCAGGAUGGACUUGGCUGUUCCAGAAGAAUAUACCCCGUGUGUCCCAUCGCCUCUGCUGGAGUCCCAGUGUGGCAGCCCCUUUUGACAGCAGCUCCCACAGUCUCACUACUGCACAGGAAGCCACAGCGCCAGUUCAUCAAGGCAGAGAUAUCAGUGAACCAGUAAAAUUAAAACCAAAACCAAGACACAGAGAGAGAGAAUGAAAAGGAAACGUGGGGACAGACAGGAGCACAAUCUUCAACUUUGCCAAAUAAAGACAUGAAAAACUAACCGCCA
Messenger RNA from Macaca mulatta (Rhesus monkey), 1387 nucleotides. The record is from RefSeq and is a predicted model, not a curated record. NCBI's taxonomy places the organism in Eukaryota, Metazoa, Chordata, Mammalia, Primates, Cercopithecidae.